AUGUUGAUUUCUAUUUGCCAUCUGGGCAGAGACCAGUCAGGACUGGGAAACAACUUGAUCCCAUUUCACAAACUGGUUUCAGGAAUGAGUCAAACUUCACUCACUGUGGCCUCUGGGGCAGCUUUGGCCUCCGAGGCUGCUGUGGCGUCUGGGACAGCUGUGGCCUUCAGGGCGGCUGUGGCCUCUGGGGCAGCUGUGGCCUCCGAGGCUGCUGUGGCAUCUGGGACAGCUGUGGCCUCCAGGGCGGCUGUGGCCUCUGGGGCGGCUGUGGCGGCUGUAACGUCCAGGGGGCCUUGGGCGUCCGGGGUGGCCGUGGCCUCCGGAGCGGCCGUGACCUCAGAGCUUAGAUCCUGCUGUUAA
Messenger RNA from Knipowitschia caucasica, 360 nucleotides. The record is from the annotation of a GenBank genome assembly. Lineage: Eukaryota; Metazoa; Chordata; Actinopteri; Gobiiformes; Gobiidae.